This is a messenger RNA of Fomitopsis serialis, 819 nucleotides long. RefSeq names its product ribosomal protein S7 domain-containing protein. The record is from RefSeq and is a predicted model, not a curated record. Gene Ontology annotation, cellular component: ribosome. Gene Ontology annotation, biological process: translation; ribosomal small subunit assembly. Bases 28 to 729 code for a protein of 233 amino acids. The transcript is spliced from 2 exons. Gene Ontology annotation, molecular function: structural constituent of ribosome; rRNA binding; mRNA binding. Lineage: Eukaryota; Fungi; Basidiomycota; Agaricomycetes; Polyporales; Fomitopsidaceae.
AGCUUGUUGUCCGCCAGAACCCUCUACAUGAUCUCUGGACUGCGUCAGAGCGCCGUCAGGGCACGUCUGGUCCCCAGGCGGGCGUUCACGUCCUCACGAGUCGCAGCAAACGAAAACAUCGCUACAAGCAGCCAGGACACCGUUUUCGAUGGCAUUGUUGACCGGGAAACUAUCGCCCCAGCUGCAGCCCCGCAGCCUGCAGCACCUCGCCCUACACCUGUGCGGAAACCUCUCCUCGCGACCCCCGAAACGCCCAUCCACAUACCACCGCCGUACGACCCCCUGCUGGAGCUCUUCGCGGGGAUCAUCAACUGGAAGGGGGAGAAGCAGCGCGCGCGGAAGAUCAUGUCCGAGACCCUCGUCAACAUCCACAUGCUCACGCGCGCCCCGCCGCUGCCCAUCCUGCGCAAGGCGGUCGAGUACGUCACCCCGGCCGUGCGCAACGUCGUGAUCUCGUACACGGCGAAGAAGGUCAUCUUCCCGCAGCCGCUCUCGGAGAAGCAGCGGACGCACCGGGCGAUAAAGUGGAUCCUGGAGGCGAGCAAGACGCGGCCGGGGUACAAGCUGCAGGAGCGCCUGGCGCGCGAGAUGAUUGCGAUUGUUGAGGGUGCGGGGAAGGAGAACAUGAAGGAGUUGAGCCCGGCAUACAGGAUGAAGGAGGAGGUGCACAGGGUGGCUGCUCUGAACAGGUGCGUGUGUUGCUGGUCUCCGCUGACGCUGGUUGUCUGAUGCUCUUGCAGAGGAAAUGCACUUCGGAAUCGAAACUUGUUCUGAAGUCUCCCCCCUCCGUCACUGCAUCGCAUGCUCUACUUCGUAGUA